AACACGGCCCUCCAUUUAUUCUCCCUUUAAUUUUUUUUUCUUUUUUUUUCUUUAUAUGAUCUCUAAUCUCUAACAAUAUAUAAACCCUCCCACCCCUUAUCACAUUUCCUCAUCAUCCAUCACAAAUUCCUCUUCUGCUUCUAUAUCUUUGUGUUACUUCAAUUAUUACUGUAUUAUUGUUAUUAUUAUCAUUAUUAUUAUUAUCUUUGAGAAUAAGCGAGUAAUUAUGAGCAGACCAGGGGACUGGAACUGCAGGUCAUGCCAGCAUUUGAACUUCCAAAGGCGGGAUUCGUGCCAGCGAUGCGGCGACUCGAAAUACGGCGACAGAGUCGUCGAUUUCGGGGGUUUUGGAGGAGGAGGAGGAGGAGGUAGAGGAUCUUCAUUUGGAAUGAUGACCGGUUCCGAUGUUCGCCCCGGCGACUGGUACUGCGCCGCAGGUAACUGCGGUGCACACAACUUUGCUAGCCGCUCUAGCUGCUUUAAGUGCGGUGCAUUCAAGGAUGACUUGGCUGGCGCCUUCAACAGCGAAUUCUCGCGCUCGAGAUAUGGUGGCGGCGGUGGCGGCGGCGGUAGACCUGGAUGGAAAUCCGGUGAUUGGAUAUGUAGCAGAUCAGGAUGCAAUGAACACAACUUUGCUAGCAGACUUGAAUGUUUCAAAUGCAGUGCUCCAAGGGACUACUAGCUAAUUAAGAUGCUGCGAGAUUUCUUUAUUUAAUUUCUUUGGGAUGUUUAAGAUCAAUGAUGUAAAAUCUGAUGCAAGAAAAAAUUAUGGUUUCAAGAGGCCAUAUUACAAGAGAAGUUAUGAUUAGCUAGCUAGUUAUUACAUUACAUCCCUUAGGCUCUUUCUUCUUAAAAACUACAAAUCAAUGUUGUUUUGGUGCUUUUAAACUAUUUUGUUUUUCUUUUUUUUUUUUCCUUUUUUGUGUUAGAGAGUUCAUCAUUUAUUGUAUGGUGCUUGGUUUCUUAAAUUAAGAUGAUUCUCCUUUCUCUA
Molecule: messenger RNA, 991 nt
Organism: Arachis duranensis
Lineage: Eukaryota; Viridiplantae; Streptophyta; Magnoliopsida; Fabales; Fabaceae
Exons: 3
Coding region: 227-682 (151 amino acids)
Cellular component (GO): cytoplasm
Molecular function (GO): mRNA binding
Source: RefSeq, a predicted model, not a curated record